Messenger RNA from Nicotiana attenuata, 1056 nucleotides. RefSeq names its product aspartic proteinase CDR1-like. NCBI's taxonomy places the organism in Eukaryota, Viridiplantae, Streptophyta, Magnoliopsida, Solanales, Solanaceae. Gene Ontology annotation, biological process: proteolysis. The record is from RefSeq and is a predicted model, not a curated record. Gene Ontology annotation, molecular function: aspartic-type endopeptidase activity. Gene Ontology annotation, cellular component: extracellular region. The transcript is spliced from 3 exons. The coding region runs from base 1 to 1056 and encodes 351 amino acids.
AUGAUUCUGUCUUUCUACGACCCAAAACUGACACUUGAAGAUCGCAUCAAAAGAAUGAAUCAACGAUCAGAGGCUCGCAUUUCAGAUCUAAUGAAUAUCUCAAAUAAUCUGAAAGAAGAUGCGGUUGACGUUCGGAUUUAUCCAGCUUAUACCUCUCAGUUUCUUGUUCCAUUAAAAAUUGGUACACCUCCUGUGCCACAAAUUCUUACCAUGGACACUGGGAGUGUAUUACUUUGGGUUCAUUGUGGCUAUACCAUUGGUGGUGAAGCCUCACCAGCUCCAUUAUACCACAAUGCACAUUCUUCAUCAUAUGAAGAAGAUGUAUAUUGUGAGACAUCUAUAUGUGACCUUAUGACUCUUAGAGGAAGAUGUGGAAGAAUCUCAAGGAGAUGUGAGUAUUUUGUAAAAUACGCAAAUGAUCGUGUUAGUGGAAUCCUUGGAUUUGGACAAACAGCUGUUGAUAUAACUGAUGUAGAGUAUGAUUCAAAUGCAUUAAUUCUUGGAGGCAAGCCUAUAAUGGAAGGAGCGUCCACUCCCAUGUUUAUGGUUAUAGGCAAAUACUUCAUAACUUUAGAAAAAAUCAGUGCCGGGAACAAGUUCCUUGACAUUGAUCCAAGCAUAUUCAAGAGGAUCGAUCAUCAAGGUGGAAUGCUUGCUGAUACUGGGGCCACUUCUAGUUAUUUGCCUGAGAUAGCAUACAAGAAACUGAAGGAGGAAAUUAAAUCUGUAAUUGAUACGAUGUUGGUAGAAUUUAUAAGCACAAGACCAGAAGAGCUUUGUUACUAUGGAGUUGUCACCGAGGAUCUUAAAGGCCUUCCAACAAUAGCAUAUCAUUUUGUUGAAAAUGCUAAAAUGGAGUUUACUGCUGAAAAUUUAUUUACACAAGAUGAAGCUGACCAUUUCUGCCUGUCCAUACAAAUUUCUGAAAACAAGAACCCUCCUAUGCCUUUUAGCGUACUUGGAGUUUGGGCGCAACAAUUUUUCUAUAUCGGCUUUGACUUCAACACCAUGAGAAUGUCCUUCACUAGGAUAGAUUGUGACCGCCUGUUUGAUUGA